Molecule: messenger RNA, 4894 nt
Organism: Adelges cooleyi (spruce gall adelgid)
Lineage: Eukaryota; Metazoa; Arthropoda; Insecta; Hemiptera; Adelgidae
Gene: Ptp36E
Product: receptor-type tyrosine-protein phosphatase kappa
Exons: 17
Coding region: 533-2416 (627 amino acids)
Biological process (GO): protein dephosphorylation
Molecular function (GO): protein tyrosine phosphatase activity
Source: RefSeq, a predicted model, not a curated record
CCGUCAGUUUCGUGCGGACAUCCAACGCCGGACCAUAGUCGCCGCCGUCAUCGUCGUUCCAAUUUCCCAUCGGUCUCCGCCGACGUGUGUUCAAUUAAAAGUAUAUGUUUUCCACCUCGUAAUUCAUAUUAAUUUUUUCGCAACCGUCUCGUCCGCGCGGGUUAUCGUCGGCACCGCCAUCGUACGCACUCGGCCGACCGUGUGGGCAUUUCAUUUAUAUACAAUUACAUACACAUCUUAGUCCGGAGGCUGCAUCGGUGCCGUCAAGCUGUCGUCCUACAGGAGCGACUCGUCGGUUGCCGGCGGCAGCACCACCGGCAGCUACGGCUAUCAGCAGCCCAACCAUCAGAACCACCAGCACCGCCACAACCAACAGGGUUCGACCGGCUACAACAGUGGCGGCAAAACAUAUCGGCACAAGGGCCGGUCGAAAUCGGCCACCAAGUUCGUGGACGACAAACCGAAAAAGAAGAAGAAGUCGUCCACCAACAGCGUGUCCCUGGUGUCCAUACCCAAUACCAUCAAGCUGUCCAUGCUCAACAGCGGUCUGCUGCCGUUGUAUUCCUUAGCACGAUACGCAGUGGGGCCUAAUGGAGUGAUAUCCGGAGACAAGAAAAUUCAAAAAGAAUGUUUCGUCAAACACUGCGACCAACGGCGGAAAUAUCCCGUGCUAUACAAACUCGAGUUUCAGGCAGCAGUCAAAGUGGAAACACAUUCUUGUCGUCACGCUACAAAACCAAAUAACAAAGAAAAAAAUCAAAACCAAAAGUGUAUUGCUUACGACUACAACAGAGUUGUUUUAAACCAAUUACCCGACGUGCCCGACUCGGAUUAUAUCAACGCGUCAUACGUAGACAGUCUGCUGAAACCUAACGCGUACAUAGUGACCCAGGGGCCGACCGAGAACACGGUCAAUGACUUUUGGCGAAUGAUAUGGCAGGAAAACGCUUGCUGCAUAGUCAUGUUGACGAAAACGUUCGAUUUUAUUAAGGUGAUGUGUAUACAGUAUUGGCCGUCAGCCAAGGUAAAAAGCGAGAACUAUGGCGAUCUCAACAUAUCCGUGUUGCACGAAGAAGAAUUAGCUAAUUUCCACAUAAGGACCAUUCAAGUGGUGAAAAAACAAGGAACCAACGAAGAGAAGACACGGACUCUGUUGCAGUUCCAUUACACCGAAUGGCCUUGUCACACUUGCCCUUUUUCUAACGCCAUACUCGAGUUCAGGCGAAGAAUGAGGGCCGUGGUCGGCACCAGGCUGCAGCACGACAGUCCCAUAGUGGUGCAUUGCAAUGACGGAGGUGGUCGUUCGGGUGUGUAUUUGUCGAUCGACGCCAAUCUAGAACUCGCCGAGGAGGAAGACUGCUACGAUGUAUUCGGCUACUUGAAAACUCUAAGACAAUCGAGGAAGGGAAUGGUCGAAACUUUGAAUCAAUACAAGUUCAUAUACGACACUGUGGAAGAGUUUGUGCUGUGCGGGUUCUCGUGGUUUCCCGUCAAGGAACUAUCGCAGAAGCUAAAACAAAAAUCCAUGAAGGAUCCCGAGACCAAACUCAACGAGUACCAGAGGGAAUACCAGCAAAUCUGCAAAAUGACUCCCAGAUUUACCAUAGGCGAUUGUGCCGGCGGGCAUCGUGGAGACAACCGAGAGAAAAACCGAGACGUCCUGAUCGUCCCUCCCGAUAAUUUUCGACCAUACUUGACUUCGUUCCAAGGCAACACGUUUACCGAUUACAUUAACGCGGUUUUCGUCGACGGUUAUACCAAGCCGAGAGAGUACAUAGUCACGGAAUGGCCGAUCAAACACACGCCUGGCGAUUUCUGGUCGCUCGUCUACGACUACGAGUGCUCCGCCGUUGUGGUUCUCUGCCUUCCUCCCAGAGACUCUCAACAAUACCCUCCGUUUUGGCCAGAGGGCAGACAUUCCAAGAAAUACGGACCGGUGUUCACCAUCGACCACAUAUCUCACAAUCACUACGCCAACAUAAAAACUUGGUUGUUCCGAAUCAAUAAGAAGAUCGUAUCGCUCACUGAAUUGAUGGCAGGCGUCAAAGCUCCACCGAGGACCGUCCAACUGUUUCAGCUCACUUGUUGGCCGAUGGGCCACAGGGUUCCGACAUCCACCAAUUCCCUUGUCGAGCUCAUGAACAUGGUGGAAAGGUGGAGACAGCGGAUCGAUUACGGGCCCGUCGUCGUAGUGUCUCAUGACGGUAGGGGCAGAUGCGGUGUGUACUGUUCAGCCAACGCUUGCAUCGAGCAAGUCAUCCAGCACGGCGAAGUGGACGUUUUCCAAGCGGUAAAGACAGUCAGACGACAUCGGCCACAGCUCAUAGAGAACAUGACCGAGUACAAGUAUUGUUACGACUUGGUGUUGCAUUACGUGUUGCACUAUCUGAACAAAGACCAAAAGGAAAAGAAAUGAGAUUACGAGGUAGAAGCUCAGUGGUACUGUCAAUUCGGUAGAGGUGCAGCCCAACCACUGACUCCCGACCAGCCCACGGUGGGCGGCGUCACGGCGUCCGGUUACAGCGGCCACGCGGACCGCACGCAGAACGCCACCGCGCCCAUCGCUUACCCGGGCCGGUACGUGGUCGUCAAGCAAUUCACCGUCGACCGGACGCCCGAAGACGCUCCGCCGGCGUCGCUCGACCCGGACGCGCCCGCCCCGGUGCACCGAUUGUACAACCCGUUCUACCUGCGGCUCGACCUCAAGACGCACAGCACGCGACUGCUGCACCAAUCCAUACAACAGACCAGCGUGGACGCCACUCCCGAACGGCAGCGGCCGCUCACGGUAACCGUGCGCAACGAGAAGGUGACCGUCACGCCCGUGCCCACUCCGGUCAUCAAGAAGCGGUCGGUGGCGUUCUCUGACAUAGUGGACGUGUUGUGCCCGCCGGCCGGUCCUGAAGCGAGCCCGAGCCGUGUCGACGGACGCAACGUGCUCGAGAUCCAGUCGCAGACCGGCGAGGUGGUCGGCGAACUGCACAUUGAGCGUCCGCCCAACCCGACCGUCUUGAGCAACCGCGAGAAACGACACGAGAUGUUUUGCCGCAGACGCCAGACGCCCGUCUACGACGACGACGUCAUCAUAGACUUGUCGGGCGGACGGGCCAGCGACCCAGAGUGGUGGUCGUCGUCGUCGUCGUCCGAUUACCAGAGUUGCGAAGACUUACCCACCGUCAUCCUGGGUAGUGAGUUCCACCGGUCUGACCCCGCCACAUCAGCCGCCCCCAACUGUUGUCCGUUAUGAUAUUAUCCAAAUCACACGCGCGCCCGGUGCUUUAGGCAAUCGGUCAAAGGCAGGACGGUACAACAAAGUAUCAUACUAGUUUUGCGUGUCCAAACUUACAAUAGUUUAGAUCAAUACCAGAAUUGGGCAAUUUUUAUUCGAAUAGUUUUCAAACCAUAUUAGUUGAAUAAAUAAUUAUUUUUUAUUCGAGUGAGUUAUAAAAUAAAAAUAUUUAAAUGGAAAAAGGUCUUCUAAAAAUUUGUUAUUGGAAAAUUGUCACUUGUACCCUUUUGGAUCUCAUCACGUCACUUGAAUAAUUUUUAAAAUAAAUAAAUAAUUGUUCAACUAAUAUUUAAAGUAAUGAGAACCUAAUAUUAAAUUAAAAAAACAGAAAGAUAUGCUACGAUACUAAUAAAAACAUGUUUUACUAAACAAAUCUAGAAAUUUUAGAAAAUGUCUUAAGAAGGUAUAUUUAUUAUUAUUUUGUAUUAAUACUACUUAUAAGUUAUACCAUUUAGUAAAUCUUGGUAUUCUUUAAAACAACUGUUAUUUGUUUUUUAUAUUCGUUCAAAUACACAUUUAUUCGAAAUUAUUAUUUAGAAAUUAGUACAAAAAAAAAAUUGUAAUUAAUUUCUAAGUACAAUUUGUAUUUAUAAUAAUUAUUUUAAUUUUAAUAUAAUUGAACAUUUGUUAAAUAAUGUACAGAUUGAAAAAAGUGUGUAGGUAGUUUACAGUUACACAAUUUUACAAGAGAAAAAGUGAAAUUUAUGUUUUAAAUUUAUCUUAUGCCUGUUGUCUAUGUCUAAAGCAUCGGGCGUAGAUACGAUUUGUAAAAUGUCUUCGGGUCAUAAUCAAUAGAUUAUAUUAUUAUAUUAUCUUGUUAACGUGAACGCCUUUGUUAUAAAAAUAUACGAUUGUCGAUUAAAAAAUUAAAUAAUAUAAUAUUGUCUCAGAAAUCCUAAAACAGGGUACCAAAAGCAAGGUAAAAAAACAAAAACAAACGAUCAAAAAUAUCUAUGCCAAAAUAGGAAAACAAUAAAAUUCUCCUUAACCUCCCCCCCCCCACAUCACGACCACUACCAAUGCCACUGACUUUAAUGGAAAAACCAUGUAUGGAAAAUCGGUUUUUUUGUAAAUAAUAUUUAUUUAUUUGUUUCAUAAAUAUUUACUUUAUACGUUUUGAUCGAUUUGAAAACAAAAUAAUAUUAUAUUGUUAUCACGGUGUUCAAUUAAAAUAUUUGAUCGGGGUAAUUAAAAAAAAAAAAUAAUAAUAAUAAUAUUUAAUGUUAAAUUUUGAAAAUACAGGGUACGGCGCGGUGUAAGAGUACCAUUUUGGAAAAACUCAAUUUUAGAAGGUUUUGUGUAAGACAAAAAAAACCAAAAUGUAUUUUUUUUUAUCGUUUAUGUAAAUAAAAUCGAGUAAAGGUUUUACUAAAUCUUUCUCGACGAUAGUAAUUUCGUUGUAGUAUUUUCCGUCCGACAUUAACAAUAUCCGUCUUUUUAAAAAAUAAAAUAAAAAUCACCUAAGCACCUAAACAAGGUAAACAUCUACUGUGGACGGAAUACACUUGCAUCGUUUGAGUACACGAUUUUGGUUCCUGUUUAAUCGUAUUAGUUGUAAAAUAUUGUAUUCGAUUUUUAUACAAAUGUUAUUUAUAUAUAAUUAUU